AUGCCUCCAGCUACUCGGCCGGAGGCUCGCCGCCAACUCCGUUUUCCCCAAGACACCAUCUGUGUCCAUAGCUCAAUCCACCCUACGAUGGACCCCCAACCGGUCCAUGAAUAUCAGCUCCUGGAGCAUGCUGACAUGGGCAAUCCGGACUCUGACAGCUCCGGCUCUGACGAGCUCCUACAGCCACCGUACAUCGUCCGGUCGGGCCCAAUGAUCCCCGAGAACUUCGAACCUCAAGUCGCCCCGGCCGCCAACGUCGCAUCCUCACCUCCCCCAACUCACUCUGCCUUCAGCUCCUGGGCAAGCGUCACACCUACUCGUCCUCGCGGCGCCAGUCUCGGCGCCUCAGCUUUGGACAAAGUGGCUUCACCAAGCGUCGAAGUCCCGCCGGGCGUUGAGCGGGAUCUUCGAUUGCAACGCCCCUCGGGCCCCGCCAGGACCCCGUCAAACACAUAUGCACCGCAGCGACGACCUGCUCCGUUUAUCAGCUUCCAAGAAGACCGUCAGCGAUCCUCUUCCGCAAAACGCACGCCACGACGAGAUCCCAAUGCCCAAUACCGAGCACAGGAGAAAGCGUAUGUCCAACGCAUCCGCGAAGAUCCGCAGGGAUGGUACAGCCGCUUCGAAGACAAUCGGCUGAAUGCCAGCGACUCCGAAAUCGAAGAUCCUUCGCCGUCCUCUGAGGUGCCGUUUGAAGAUGAUGCCUACGACCCGGAUAUUCAACUAUUUCUUACGGAUGAUAACCAGCCCACAAUUGAAGAGCUCAAGAACCCGAAGAACCAGGAACGACUGGAGUGGCAUUCUAUGUUGGCUUCCGUCCUCAAGGGUGAUGUUGUCAAACAAGAGAAGCAGCGGUUGCUUGGCUCCACGGAAUCGCACAGGUCGGCGGCACAGAACCAUGCAAUAUGGCUCGGUGUGCGCGCCAAGACAUGUGGUCGGAGUGUCGCUCUGCAGCGGAAACUUAUUGAGGAAGCGAGAUCCAACCUAGGGUCGGUUAUUGAGGAUAUCAUCAAGUUUGAGAUCAAAGGCGAAACGGAGAUUGGCAAAUCACCGAUCAAACAGGUUGAGGAUACCGUGGAGCAGAUUGAAAGAUGUGAGUCUUUGUAUCCGACACAAAAGGAACUUGAGACUGCACAUCCCCGUGUCGCAUCGGAUGAGUACUGCUCUAGUCGCGAUGCCAUUUUCGCUUGGCACAACACCACCGUUCUUAUCAACACCGAGCUUGCCAUUUUGCAAAAAUGGGUUGGCAAUGAUGAGCUUGAUUUCGCCAAACCCGGAGUCAAGCUCACUAGGAGCGAUCUCUCCGACGAAGCUUCUUUUCUUGAUCGUAUCAUGAAAGAGGACGGGCUCAAGACACUUCAGGGAGAGCACAACAUGCUAAACGGCAUCGGGGCCGUAAUUCAGAAAGCGAAGAGCACAUUGAUCGAAAACGCCAGCGCUUUUGCCAGUCGACAUCUGCCGCCAUAUAUUGAAGAACUGCUUGUCUUGAUUAACUUUUCUUCCCGUCUUAUUCAAGAAAUCAUCCGUGUCCGAUUGUCCUACGCCAAGAACAUGAGAGAUCCGGCACAGCAGUCUCCCAUCCUGGUCGACCAAAUGAUUUCACAAUUCCAGAUCAUGAUGAGAGCUGCUGUCGAUAUCAAGCAACGGUAUCUUGAUAUCGCUCGACCAGAACCAGGCUGGGAUUUGCCUCCGUGCAUUGACGAAAGCUUCGAUUCGGUUGUACUGGACGCCAUGAGGUACUACUUCCGACUAUUGAACUGGAAACUGCAGGCGAAUAAAAACACCUUCAAGGAGGCCGAAAUCCUGGAACAGGAAUGGGGUUUCUGUAACGAAGUUGGCCGUCAGCUCGAGGGUGGCGAUAUUGAAGUGGCAGAGCAGUUUAGUGUGUUGACCGCCAGAGCUAUCCACCGCUUGCUUAUUCAUUUCGAGCGAGAACUGCAUAUCCGAGAAGAUGAGGAUCCGGUUGAGUUAGAUAAGCGGUUCAAGGGCGUUCUCGAUUCUACUCGAAUUCGUCAACGAAAGCUUUAUCGAUUCUCUCGAUUUCUGCGCCAACUGUUCGAGAAUGCCUCGGAAUACAAUCUUCCAGCUGAUAUCUCCUGGGACUUCUUCGAGGCGUUGUUUGUGUCCGACCACUUCCUCAUCAAGUCCAACGCUUCGGUUGGCCAGAAGGGCGUCUACCUCUUCGCUCACCGUGCGCUGUGGAACUGUCCUGAUGAGAUUGCCGCGAUUCUGGGAACCUCAUUCCGUGAGGAAGAACCCGGGAAGGACCCGUCACAGGUGCACUAUGUCCUGGCUGUUCGCCCGGAAAAGCCAUUGUCAUGGGCUGGUAAGGAGAUGCAGGUUGAACUUGUUGAGCAACCGACCGACGUGCGAUUGGGAAAGCUUCGCCUUAUUGUUGAGGGGUCCCAACAGCGCCUCUCAAAUGCGAGGAUCGAAUUGGCUCAAGCCACCGGGAUUCAACUCGAUAUGGCUAUUGAGCAGCGCGCAAAUCUCAGUCGGGUAAAUGCCGAGCUCAACAGGAUCAAAAAGAUCUCGUUCAAGCUGUCCAUGACCAUUAUGGACAGUGUCGCCAUCAUCAGAAACCAGCUAAAGGAGAAAGGUGUGGACAACACUGAGCUUAUUCAAGCCUGCUAUGCCUUCGCCACAGAGUUCGGUAAACGGUCAUCGAAUGUUGACCCUAACCGGCGGGCAAUGAACAGUGCAAGAUUGGCAGAACUUUCGCUUGAAUGGGUUGCCUUCGUCUGCGACGACUGUGAUGCCGCUGACCGAAAGACCUUCAAGUGGGCAGUAGCUGCCCUAGAAUUCGCCAUGGCCAUAACGUCCAGCAGGCAUCUUCUCUCAAUGGACGACGGACAGUUUGCGCGUCUGCGACAAAAGGUAGCAGGGUGCAUGUCCCUCCUUAUCUCGCACUUUGACAUUAUGGGUGCGCGAUCUUCGCGGGCCGCCCAGGCGGAGAAGCAGCGCUUGGAGGAGCGCUCGGGUUCUUGGAAGAUCGGUGCUGGACGCAUCUUGACUGAUGAUGAGGCGGCAAGGCUGGUACGCGAGCAGCGUAUCGCUCAGUUGGCUAGCAUCGAGGAAAUCAGAGUCGAGGCGGAUGCUAAACGCCAAGCCCUAGGUAGGGUUUUGGAGGGCUCGAACGAGGCUGACAGGUCUCUUGCGGUCCUGUCCUCAUCAGCGACGAAUGUCACCCUCCGCUGGCAACAGGGUCAAUACAUCGGAGGUGGCACAUUCGGUUCCGUCUACGCUGCCAUCAACCUGGACAGUAACUACCUUAUGGCAGUUAAAGAAAUCCGGUUACAGGAUCCUCAGCUUAUUCCCAAGAUUGCUCAGCAGAUCCGCGAUGAGAUGGGUGUUCUGGAAGUCUUGGAUCACCCCAACAUUGUCUCGUACCAUGGCAUUGAGGUUCAUCGCGACAAGGUCUACAUCUUCAUGGAGUACUGCUCCGGUGGCUCUCUUGCGAGCUUGCUAGAGCACGGCCGUGUUGAGGACGAGACAGUGAUUAUGGUCUAUGCUCUCCAGCUCCUGGAAGGUCUAGCCUAUCUUCACCAGUCCAGCAUCAUCCACCGAGACAUCAAACCCGAGAACAUCCUCCUCGACCACAACGGCAUCAUCAAGUACGUCGAUUUCGGCGCAGCCAAGAUCAUCGCCCGCCAGGGCAAAACACUCCUACCUACAGAGGCCCUCAACGGCGGCGGCGGACACAAGGAACCCAUGAUGCCGAAGGACACCCAAAUUGCACCGAACCGGGGCAAGAACCAGAAGACCAUGACCGGAACACCAAUGUACAUGUCCCCCGAAGUCAUCCGCGGCGACACAGGCAAGCUCGUCCACCGCCAGGGCGCCGUCGAUAUCUGGUCCCUGGGCUGUGUCAUCCUGGAAAUGGCCACGGGUCGUCGACCCUGGUCCAGCCUCGACAACGAGUGGGCCAUCAUGUACAACAUCGCGCAGGGCAACCAGCCCCAGCUCCCCUCUCGCGAUCAGCUCAGCGAUCUAGGUAUCGACUUCCUCCGUCGGUGCUUCGAGUGCGAUCCGCUCAAGCGCCCGACUGCCGCUGAAUUGCUCCAGCAUGAGUGGAUUGUUUCCAUUCGGCAACAAGUUGUCCUUGAUGCGCCUACACCGACUAGUGACCAUAGUGGCAGUAUGAGCAGUUCCUCGGGGAGUCGGCAUGGCUCGGCCUACAUGUAA
Molecule: messenger RNA, 4185 nt
Organism: Aspergillus calidoustus
Lineage: Eukaryota; Fungi; Ascomycota; Eurotiomycetes; Eurotiales; Aspergillaceae
Source: the annotation of a GenBank genome assembly